CCUGCAUCGACCCCACAUUACUCCUCGUGUAGGCGAGGCCGGUGGAUGUUCAACGGGUGGAUCGAUAAUUAUUUCUCAAAGAAGAAGAAGAAAAAGGGAAAACAAAGAACGAAACACCGAACCUGUGCUGCUUGCUGCCGCCGCUGUCUGUGAGUGAGGGCGAGCGAGAGGCCGCUCCAUCGCCAGACGCCAAGAACCCUAGCCGCCUCCCACUUCCGAUCUAGGGGUCCUUGCCUUUCGUUCGCGAUCUCUGCUCUCCUUUCCCUCGAUCAUUUUUUGCUCGGGCGAAGAGAACGCAUCAUGAACAUCUUCAAGAAGAAGACCUCCCCUAAAGAUGCUCUCAGGACGAGCAAAAGAGAAAUGGCUGUCGCCACAAGAGGUGUGGAGCGUGAGAUUGCUUCCCUGCAGUUAGAGGAGAAAAAACUGGUUGCAGAGAUCAAGAAGACUGCACAAACUGGGAAUGAGGCUGCCACCCGGAUCUUAGCUCGUCAGCUUGUUCGUCUGAGGCAGCAAAUUACAAACUUGCAGGGAACUCGUGCACAAAUAAGAGGCAUAGCAACCCACACCCAGGCAAUGUAUGCAAACACUUCAAUAUCCACAGGAAUGAAAGGUGCAAGCAAGGCAAUGGCUGCUAUGAACAAGCAAAUGGAACCAGCGAAGCAGUUGAAAGUGAUGAAAGAAUUCCAGAAGCAAUCAUCACAAAUGGAUAUGACGAUUGAGAUGAUGUCAGAGGCCAUCGAUGAAACAUUGGAUAAAGAUGAGGCAGAGGAGGAAACAGAAGAACUCACGAACCAGGUGCUUGAUGAAAUUGGUGUUGAUGUUGCCUCACAGCUAUCUUCAGCUCCCAAAGGGCGGAUUGCUGUCAACAAUAAGAAAGUUGAUACUGCCUCAAGGAAUGUAGCUCCAGAGAGUUCUCAAGUCGAUGAUCUCGAGAAGAGGUUGGCAUCUCUGCGACGCAUCUAAUAUAGCCAAAUACUGUUCUCGCAGUGUAUGCAAAGUUUGCUUGAAGUCAUCAAAUGUUUUUUUAUCGAAAACUAGGUGUCUCUAUUCUUUUAAGGUUAAUGCUGUAGUAUCGACCCUGCCAAUUUACCAGCAUCGUUCUCAUGGUUUUUAGUGUUGGAGCAAAGGACUUGUAAUAACAUGCAUACCAUAUGAGAACAAUGUUUCUCAGUUACUGUAAAUUCAUGAACUUGGUGUCAAACUUUCUGAACUGGAUCAGAUACUAACUGUUUGCUUGCAAAACAGACAUUUUGGCUUA
Musa acuminata subsp. malaccensis (wild Malaysian banana) is the source of this 1258-nucleotide messenger RNA. Its product is annotated as vacuolar protein sorting-associated protein 2 homolog 2. The record is from RefSeq and is a predicted model, not a curated record. Lineage: Eukaryota; Viridiplantae; Streptophyta; Magnoliopsida; Zingiberales; Musaceae. Gene Ontology annotation, cellular component: ESCRT III complex; multivesicular body. Gene Ontology annotation, biological process: late endosome to vacuole transport; protein transport; endosome transport via multivesicular body sorting pathway.